AUGGUGCAGCAAUUACCUUCGUGUCGCUGCCACAAAACACCCAACCAGAAGGAGUGCAUGAAUGAAAAGGACCUGAGGGUGGAGCCAGGAGCUCACCCUCCCUCUCGUAACCUCAAGAGGGACAGAGACUGGUCAUCAUCGGGUUCUGAGGACGAUGACCUGGUGGAGAUGCUGAUCUCCGAGCGGAAGCCUGUCUGGGCAGUGGAGAGACUGCACGGGCUCAAGAUGAAGUUGAAAAAGAGGCGCGUGUCGUCGGUGCUUCCCGAGCACCAUAAGGCCUUCACAAACCUUCUGGAGAACCCUGUGGUGAAAAGAUUCCUGGCCUGGGACAGAGACCUGUUGGUGUCUGACAAGUACCUGCUGGCUAUGGUCAUAGCCUACUUCAGCCGGUCCGGCCUCUCCGCCUUGCAGUACAGGCCCAUCCACUUCUUCCUGGCUCUAUACCUGGCCAGUGACAUGGAGGAGGACAUGGAGGACGCUAAACAGGACAUUUUUAAGUUCCUCUACGGGGAGACCAAUGCCCCGCACCGCACGUUCCACAAACUGCGGUUCCAGUUAUUCCGCUCCAUGGGCUACAGGGCUUGGGUGUCCCGGGAGGAGUGUGAAGAGAUCCAGGCUUAUAACCCCGACCUCUGGGUUUGGAAGCGAGACCGUAGCACCCUGUCUCAAAACCCCAGCGCCAAGGAGGCCUGUGGUAACUGGCGUGAGAGAGAUCACUGCCUGUGGAGGAAACACAUGGGCCAAAGGAAGUCUAAGCUGACGCUGAGGAUUCUCAAGAAAGGAGAGAGGAGCGGCUUGUACAGGAAACCUAGAAGAACCAAGACUCUCCUGGAAGCAGAGUCUGUGGAGGGCGACGAGAACCAGGGCUUCCACUUCAACCCCAGCGACCCAUCCUUUCCUGAGGCUCCACCAGCACAGCAGACCACUUCCCCUCCACCCACUCUCUCCUGA
Messenger RNA from Jaculus jaculus (lesser Egyptian jerboa), 951 nucleotides. RefSeq names its product speedy protein E4-like. Gene Ontology annotation, biological process: positive regulation of cyclin-dependent protein serine/threonine kinase activity. The coding region runs from base 1 to 951 and encodes 316 amino acids. The transcript is spliced from 8 exons. Gene Ontology annotation, molecular function: protein kinase binding. The record is from RefSeq and is a predicted model, not a curated record. Lineage: Eukaryota; Metazoa; Chordata; Mammalia; Rodentia; Dipodidae.